AAGGAGAGUAGUUUUCUUUCUCAGCUUUUCCCGACCUCUGUCUUCAUUGGUUCCUUGCGAAAAAUCGCUUACAUUUCUUACAGUAUCAAACGGAGCUCGCAAAAUCGCGAUAAAGAAAACAGUCAAUUUUUCUGUAGAUUAAACAAAAGGAAAAUUUCUUCUUAGCAUCUCCAUUUAAUGAAAUUACGCUGAUUUUGUGGCUGGUUUUCUGCUAUUUUUUCUCCCAUUUCUAGCUCUGCUCCCCCCAACAAGGUUAGUAAAAUGCCCCGGCCUCUGCAUCGAGGUGUAUCUGGUAUACGGGUCUCAGGCAACAGCAAUGAUUUUUGGGAUGCCGAAGUGAAAGAUAACACAGAGAAGGAAGAUUUGGAUAGAAAUCAUUCUUCUAGUCAGAGCUUUUUGUCCCUCAGGUCUCCUUUUCGGUUUUUUUUUCAAGAUAAUUCUCCAUCCAAAUAUGGUGUCACUGAGAAUGGUUUUACAGCUGAUCCCUUCGGUGGUGGGACUCCAAGAAGCCGGCAUAGGUUAACAAUGCUGUUUUUGAAGUUAAGUUUAGUUGUGAUCGUGAUUCUUGCUCUUACUGGAUCAUUUUGGUGGACCAUCUCCAUUUCAACAUCAUCUAGGGGUCAUAUAUUUCGUGGUUAUAGGCGACUUCAAGAGCAGCUUGUUUCUGAUUUGUGGGAUAUAGGGGAACUUUCUCUUGGUCCUUCACGGUUGAAAGAAAUAGAAUUCUGUUCUGAGGAGUUUGAGAACUAUAUUCCUUGCUUUAAUGUUUCUGAGAACGUUGCUUUGGGUUAUUCUGAUGGUAAUGAGUAUGACCGACUAUGUGGGCAUGGGUCAAGGAAAAGUUGUUUAGUUCUUCCACCUGUGAACUAUAAAAUUCCUCUUAGGUGGCCAACUGGGAAAGAGGUCAUCUGGGUUGCUAAUGUUAAAAUUACUGGUCAAGAGGUAUUUUCCUCUGGCAGUUUAACCAAGAGGAUGAUGAUGCUGGAGGAAGAUCAGAUUUCUUUCCGUUCAGCAUCACUUAUGUUUGAUGGCGUGGAAGAUUAUUCUCAUCAGAUUGCUGAAAUGAUUGGACUGAGAAAUGAAUCUAACUUGAUACAAGCUGGGGUACGAACCAUCUUGGAUAUAGGAUGUGGUUAUGGUAGCUUUGGAGCUCAUCUUUUUUCCAAACAGCUCUUAACGAUGUGUAUUGCGAACUAUGAGUCCUCAGGCAGCCAAGUUCAACUCACUCUCGAAAGGGGCCUUCCUGCAAUGAUUGGUUCUUUUAAUUCGAAACAGUUACCAUAUCCAUCUCUUUCAUUUGAUAUGCUGCAUUGUGCACGUUGCGGUGUUGACUGGGAUAAAAAAGAUGGUAUUUUCUUGAUUGAAGCUGAUAGAGUUCUAAAACCGGGUGGAUACUUUGUGUGGACUUCACCUCUUACCAACGUUCAUACUUUUCUUCGGGACAAAGAGAAGCAGAAAAGGUGGAAUUUUGUUCGUGAUUUUGCAGAAAAUCUCUGCUGGGAGUUGAUAUCACAACAAGAUGAAACUGUUGUAUGGAAAAAGACCAAUAAGAAGAGUUGCUACAGCUCCCGGAAGCCUGGUUCUUUUCCUCCUAUAUGUAGCAAAGGACAAGAUGUUGAAUCUCCAUAUUAUCGACCUCUUCAAAACUGUAUAGGUGGAACAAAUAGCCGCCAAUGGGUUCCUAUUGAGGAGGGGGCAACAUGGCCUUUCAGGUCUAAUUUGAACAAGAAUGAACUAGAACUAUACGGUCUACACUCGGAAGAACUUGUUGUAGAUACCGCAAACUACAAAACAGCUGUUCGUAAUUAUUGGUCCCUUCUGUCCCCCCUAAUAUUCUCAGAUCAUCCAAAGAGACCAGGUGACGAGGAUCCUUCUCCACCUUAUAACAUGUUCAGGAAUGUGCUAGACAUGAAUGCUCGCUAUGGUGGUUUUAAUGCUGCAUUACUGGAAGCAGGGAAGUCUGUCUGGGUCAUGAACGUAGUCCCAACAACUGGCCCCAACUACCUUCCCCUGGUUCUUGACAGGGGAUAUAUCGGUGUAUUCCACAAUUGGUGUGAAGCAUUUCCAACAUAUCCCAGAACUUAUGAUAUGGUGCAUGCUGAUGGACUUCUAUCCCUUGAGACUAGUCAAUAUCGCAGGUGCACCAUGCUUGAUCUUUUAACGGAAAUAGACAGGUUGCUUCGUCCAGAGGGUUGGGUAAUAAUUCAUGAUAAGGCUCCUCUUAUCGAAUCAGCUAGAGCUCUAACUGUGCAGUUGAAGUGGGAUGCCAGAGUCGUAGAAAUCGAAAGCAACAGUGAUGAGAGACUCCUAAUCUGUCAGAAACCAUUCUUUAAGAGACAAGCAACAAGCUAAGAACAAUAUCUGGAGAAGAAGCCCCAAAAUUUUUCAAGUCUUGGUAUUCAAAUUCAUUUUGUGCAUUUUGAACAGAAAGAAAGAAGAAAGCAGCAAAGAUAGUUGAUGAAAAACAAAAAUGAAAGCCGCAAGGCAUGGAUAGGGUCUUGUAAUUAAUCGAAACAGAGGCGCCAUUGCAAGUGAAAAACGUAUAGCUUAGGUUUAAAAUUUUCAUGUUCUUUGUUUCAUUAUUACUAUACAAAAUACAUGAUUUAAGGUUGUGCAAAAAAGGUUACAGGUUAAGCUUCUAGCUGUGCAGCAUAGAGAAAAGAGAAGAGAAUGAAUUGGAGAGAAUGAAAAAGAAAAGAAAGAAUUGCUUGUAAGUGCAUUUAUGAUGAAAAUUUAUAAUUCAUGUUAUGAUUUUCUUCGAAACCAAUAUGGUGGAUGGUGCUAUUGAUCUGAAUUGAAUUGAGAACUCAAGUGAAUCGUUUUCCUUUGGA
Messenger RNA from Gossypium raimondii (Peruvian cotton), 2831 nucleotides. RefSeq names its product probable pectin methyltransferase QUA2. NCBI's taxonomy places the organism in Eukaryota, Viridiplantae, Streptophyta, Magnoliopsida, Malvales, Malvaceae. Gene Ontology annotation, cellular component: cytoplasm. The transcript has 9 exons. Gene Ontology annotation, molecular function: methyltransferase activity. Bases 262 to 2352 code for a protein of 696 amino acids. The record is from RefSeq and is a predicted model, not a curated record.